Parnassius mnemosyne (clouded apollo) is the source of this 1266-nucleotide messenger RNA. The record is from the annotation of a GenBank genome assembly. NCBI's taxonomy places the organism in Eukaryota, Metazoa, Arthropoda, Insecta, Lepidoptera, Papilionidae.
AUGAAACUCUGCUCUGAGGAAGGCUGUGCAUAUUCUUAUAAAAACAUAACUGCAUUGCAAACACGAGAAUUAAAUAUAAGUGUUAUGCACGCGUACUAUAAGGCUACCAAAGGAGGAACCAAUCUUACAUCUUAUCACCCUAAAAUGCUUUCUGAAUUCCAACAGCUACAGCCCAACCCCACAAACUUAACUGCCCAAAGACUUUCAGAUCAAGUACGUGUCAUUCUAAAUCAUAAGAUUUUGGACGACAGAUUACUUGAACAACUUUGCAGUGAGUACUCAACAUCUACUAUCAAUUCAAUUCCUGAUUCCCAACGAACACUUCCAGGUGAGACUGAUGACUUAAAUGUUAAUAACAGUAACCAUAAUAUAAAUAUUACUAACUUAAACAACGAAAAAGUAGAGCAAAAUUGUUUUGAUAUAAAUGUGAGUUCCCAGGACAGCGAAUAUAUGAGAAGGACUUUUGAAUGUUUCCUUCUGGAAUAUAAAAAUACACCUAUAGAAAAUAGACCGAAACUACCUAAACUUCCUAACAACAAAAAAACUAUAUUAACAGUAGCAUCAAUGAAUAUUCUAUGUAAAGAUUUUUUUGAAAAAAGUAAUUAUAUUUUGGAAACUAUGUCUCUUCUAUACUGUUGUGCCCAUGCUGUAUGUAUGAUUAUGAAAAUUCCUGUCAUUUAUGUAAAAAAAUUUAAGAAAAAUAAAACAGAACUUAAGUGGAAACAAAGGAUUCAAAAACGAAUUGACAAUACUCGCAAAAUUAUAGGAAAAUUAAUAAGCUACCAAACAGGUAACAGGCGUAAAAAAAUAAUUAGUUUAGUAAAUCAAAUCGCUAAUGAAAAUGAUAUUAGCCAAUUAGAUCCCCAUUUUUCGGAUAAAAUUACUGAGUACAUUGAUAGGCAAAAACAAAAGUUAAAAGCAUGGGCUAACCGUAUUAGACGAUAUUCAGAAAGAUCUAAACGGUACUUCCAGAAUCGCACAUUCGAAAGUAACCAAAAGUGGGUGUAUCGGUCUUGGCAGAACAAUACAACUAAUAGUUGUACUCAUGGCAGCCCAAGCUUAAUUGAAUGUCUAAAUUUUCGGAAAAGUAUGUGGUCUAGCGAAGUUUCGCCUAAUGAAGGCGAGUGGAUUCGUGCAACCGAACGUAAGUUUUCUAAUUUGGCUAACAUGGGUUCUAUCUCAAUUACUGCUGAAGACGUAUACUCAAUUACUCGUAGAUCACACAAUUGGAAGUCACCUGGACCAGAUGGUAUACACAACUUUUGA